Mycotypha africana is the source of this 456-nucleotide messenger RNA. RefSeq lists its product as uncharacterized. The transcript has a single exon. Lineage: Eukaryota; Fungi; Mucoromycota; Mucoromycetes; Mucorales; Mycotyphaceae. The record is from RefSeq and is a predicted model, not a curated record. The annotation marks the transcript as partial.
GACAUAAGCUUUAAUGAUAUUAUAAGAAAAAGCCCAUAUCGCCAAAUUUUAGCAUUUGAAGAAUACAGACAUAUUACUGAGGAGCAUCUUGAUUUAUUGAACAGCCACUGGAGGAAACGCUCUUAUAUGUUCAUGAUUACGUCACAAUUGCUGGCCGGUGCUAUAUUGGUUGAUGGUAGUCAAGCACUUCUUUUGAACGGUGUGAAGUCAUAUAGUAGAUACCCUUCCAUCGACGCUCAUUUUGAAAAUGUAUCAAGUACACAAGAAUUAUCUAUACCGCAAUUAUCCUCACAAUAUUCAAAUAAGCUCAAAAUAACAAAGAUCAACAUGGACAAUUCGGAGAAGUUAAUACUUGGUUCAAAAACGAUGAACAUAUUGGUCAUUUCCAGCAUAAGAAUUGACGAUUCAAAAAUAGCACCAGAAGUAGGGCCAUCAACGUUUAAUUUCACUCCGUCG